This is a messenger RNA of Alternaria rosae, 693 nucleotides long. RefSeq lists its product as uncharacterized. The transcript has a single exon. The coding region runs from base 1 to 693 and encodes 230 amino acids. The record is from RefSeq and is a predicted model, not a curated record. NCBI's taxonomy places the organism in Eukaryota, Fungi, Ascomycota, Dothideomycetes, Pleosporales, Pleosporaceae.
AUGCGAAUUCCUACCCCCGUUAUCCCCGAUGAACACAAGAGCAUUAUGAAUCACGACGCAUUCAAUCGCCUCUACUGGUCCGUUCUAGAGCCAACAGGUAUAUCCAGCGUGCAAGUCGCCGAAGACAAUGAAGAUGCUCCUUCCUCCUCCAGAGCCUACCUGACCGACCACCCCCUCGCCCUAGAACUAGCAACAAAAACCAAUGCCAACAAACUCAUCUUCACCGCAAAGGACCUUGCUGAGCAUGCGAGUAAUUGCCAUAUGUGGAGCGACGGCUUCGAAGAACCAGAAGACGGAGUGGAGAACCUAGAAGAUGCCUGGGACUCCUUCGUCAUCGAGACUCAAGACGGCAGCCCGCUGCUCAUUCGCGACGUAGUCACCCAAUUCCACGCCUGGGUCAAUCGACCGUUCAUUGAGGAGAAGAUCCGGGAAUCGCUGGCUUACAUGUACAACGCAGGCCCGGUUGAGGACAUCAGAGGUGGCUGGUGUUCGCGGGCCAUUGGCGGCAACGACGAUUUGAUCUAUGUACCGGAGGGUGUGAAGAUAUUUUUUGAAUCGAUGGAACAGUAUGGGAGUUAUGAUGGGGCUUCUGCGCCUGUUGUUUAUGUGAAUUUGUGGGUGGAAGGGUGGCAAGGCAAGGAUGCGGGAUACUUUUGGAAGUCGCGCAUUGAUUCAAGGAAACAUUUAGUCUAA